Molecule: messenger RNA, 1259 nt
Organism: Cylicocyclus nassatus
Lineage: Eukaryota; Metazoa; Nematoda; Chromadorea; Rhabditida; Strongylidae
Source: the annotation of a GenBank genome assembly
GAACUUGCAAACUUGACAUGUUUGUAGCUUCAGCUCUCAUCGUUCUUCUUCAACUAUCUACUAUACUAGGUCAAAAGGAAGAAAUUCAUUACUAUGAUGAUCCUGUCGACGAUGAGGAGACGAAGCAAAGAGACAGAAACAUCUCUUAUCAUAACUGGGUACGAAAAAUUGAGAAAGAUGUACUGGGCAAGGUAUCUUAUAAGAUUGCGCCAGAUAAUCAGCAGACAGACGUGCAGUUCAUCUUCCACAGUGUUGAUCAUGUGACAAUCAACGAAAAAGAGCAAGUGAUGUCGAUUUCCGGGCGCUAUUGCAUGAUCUGGCGCGACCCCCACAUCACUUGGGACCCUGCAAAAUACAAUAACCUCGACACCUUGCAUGUCGGAUCCUAUGACGUUUGGACUCCCAGGGUUACCGUAUUGAAUGGCCUCUCUGGUGUCUACAGUCAUCUCGACGCACCCGUGACGAGGAUCAAACUAUUUGUCCCACCAUUCAGAGCCAACGAGCCAGCCUACGUAAUCAGCUGUCCAAGAUAUACCGGUCGAGUGGGAUGUUAUUUGGAUAUGACAAAUUAUCCGCGAGACAAGCAUGUCUGCUCGUUCAUCAUGGCUGCUAAAGAUCAGAAAAACGUCGUGUUCUACGCUGGCCGUCGUCUCCAAGUUAACAAGGAUUUGUCAGUGAACCUGCGUCAUGUGCUAACAAGGAAUGACACUCGUCCAAGAAUAAGUGGAUGGGAAAUUACUAACGUAACAUCACGCAUCAGUUACUAUGACUUUAGCAACAUCAGCACCACAAAAGCUGACAUGUUUUCUAUUACAGUAGCAGUACAGUCAGUGUACUUUACUCGGCAUGAGCCAGCUUUUUUCUACACACAAACGAUACCAGCUAUGAUUUUUGCCGCUUUCAACAUUGCAGGUGCUCUCAUGCAAGAUUCUGCUCAUUCAAUGUUUCUGUUCCUCGUUUGUCUCUUAUUUCAAGGUCUCUUCAUAAGAGACUUUGUCGACAGGAUUCCUUUGUAUUACAACUCAUUACCAAAAAUUUUGCAAUUUUUGAUCGUUCAACUAUUCUUGUCUGCAUUCGGAUUUAUAUUUGUCACUGUGCAAGAAGUUCGACGAAGGUUGCAACGUCAGCCUUCCAUCAAGACCAAGUUUCCGGCGACACUAGAUGGAUGGACCAGAGAGUUUCUUCUGAAGAAGAUCUUCUCAAUUGCUGGUUCCUACAUUUUUGUAACUCUGGUAUCCGUUGUGAUGUUUCUACUGUGA